AAAACCGUACAAGGAGUAGUGACAAGAUUUUGCCAUGAUUAUGGGAUGAUUGAUGAUUUGAUUUGCUUCACAAGUGAUGCUGUGAUGAGCGGUGUGCCACUGAACGUUGGACAGAAAGUCAUCGCUAUUGUUGAAGAGGAUAAAACAUCUAAUGGAUUGAAGGCGAUCAGGGUAGAAGCUGUCUCAGACAAAUGGGAAAACUAUAGCAGUCCUACUUACGACUCUUCUGAAUUAAAAACUAAAAUGUUAACUGGCAAUAUUACAUCUCUUACUGAAGAUGGUGGCUAUAUUAAUAAGACAACUUCUUUCUCCAUGGACCGGGUUUGUGAAGGCUUCGAACCUUGUAAAGGUGACUGGGUGCAAGCUGAAUAUUUUAUUAACCCAACAACAUGGAGCAGUGAAGCAGUUUCUGUAAAGCCACUGAGAUAUAAGCGAGUGGACAAAGUUCGUAUUUCCAGUGUUUGUGGAAGAAUUGGCGUAGUAGAUGACAGUAUAUUUUUCAUUCUGGAUUUUCUGAGACUUCCUGAUGGUUAUUCACCUCGUAGACAUGACCUGGUCAAUGUGGUGGUUGUGGAGAGUAACCAGUCAUGUUACAUUUGGAGAGCACUCUGCAUGGCUCCCUCAGACAAGAAUGGUGAAAUGAACUUGGAUGAGUCAUAUGAAAAUUUAAUGAGAGACAAAGGAGGACUGGAGGUGUCAAGAAUGACUAACUUUGGAACGCUUAAGCUAGGGGAGAGUAAAAACAUGGUCAUUUGGAUAGAGAAUAAGGGAAAUGUACCACAUUCCUUAAUCAGCUGCAGACUAGCUGGCUGGGAAAAAGAGAAGCAGUUUAGCUUUCAGUUGCCUGAAAAAGGCCAGAAGACUCCAACAGCAUUUUUGUCAUCAUCUGUUCCUGUGAAACAAGAGAAUUUGUCAAAAGGGAGCAUCAAUUCACUCAAUAACAACCUGGAAAACCUCAACAAAUUCAUGAAGAAGCUGAAGUUCCACAUAGGCUCCCUGGCCUCCAUUAUCCCCUCUCUGGAUCCAGGAGACUGGUAUGCUGCCCUCGACUUGAAGGAGGCAUAUUUUCACAUCUCUAUAGUCCUGGACUACAGACGAUUACUGCUAUUCAUGGUGGGACAGGUGCACUACCAGCUCACAAAGGACCAUUUUCUCUAUGCAUUCCCACCUAUUCCGCUUAUAGACAGGUUUCUGCUGAAGGUCAAAGGGGACAAAGCAAGCCUGAUCCUGGUAGCGCUGGCAUGGCCGCACCAGCAUCGGUUCACCACCCUCCUGCAGCUCUCGGUCAAAGAACCGAUCACCCUAGCACUAAACCCUGGCCGCUGCAAAGAACUUCUGUUGCUUUGUUUUUCUGAUUUUAUUAUUGGACGUUACAUUGAAGUAACUGUAAUAAAUGAAGAGGAAUCUCUAAUAGCAGCCACUGAACCAUUCUCAGUAAGAAAGCAUAAAGUUAUUCCAGAGUUACAGCACAUGAAGACCACAGUGUCUGUAACAGAACACAAAAGAAGUUGUAGAAGACAUCUUCCAAGUUUCCUACCAUACUAUCCCAUACCGGAUAGAUUAAGAAAAUGUGUGGAGCAGAAAUUGGACAUACUGACUUUUCAACCUCUCCUUGCAGAGCGACUGAAUCUGUCUAACUAUAAAGCAAACCUUUCUACCCUGCUCUGGCUUGAGGAGAUCCAUGCUGAAAUGGAGAUCAAAGAAUUUAGCAUGAGUGGAAUCAUUUUGAAAAAGAAUGGAAACUUCUUGGUGCUGGAAGUGCCAGGAUUGACAGAGGGAAGACCUUCCUUAUAUGCAGGUGACAAAGUGAUACUAAAAAGUCAAGACUACUCUGAGCAUAUAAUAGAGUACAUUGCCUAUGUUACUGAGAUUCACAAUGAAGAUGCUACUCUGAGACUUAACCCAGAGUUUGAACGGGUUUACAACUCUGAACCCAUGGAUGUAGAAUUUGCAUUCAAUAGGACUACCUGCAGGCGAUGCCAGUUUGCAGUUGAACAAGGCAUCUAUCUGGGUGAAAAAGUGUUAUUUCCAGAUACUCUGGUUUUACAAUCCCCACAAGUUGUCAAGACUUGGAAUAAGAUGGGAUGUCGUACUGUUGCUGAUGCUCAUGAACAGUAUACCAAGAAGAAAGACAUGAAAAAGAAAAUGCAAAAUGAGCAAACAAAAUGCAUGGUGCCAAAGGAGAGAAACAUAGUGGCUGUGCCUCGAAUGGUGACUGUUGCUACACAGACAAUCAAUGGAAUCAUGACACCUGAACAGAGAGACUGUGAAUUUUUCAAUCCUGUGCUGAAUGAGCAUCAGAAAUUAGCAGUGAAGAGGAUACUUAGUGGUGAAUGUCGUCCAACUCCUUAUAUUCUCUUCGGACCACCGGGAACUGGAAAAACUGUAACAAUGAUAGAAGCUAUCUUACAGGUACAUUAUACUUUACCAGACAGUCGAAUUUUGGUCUGUGCACCAUCCAACAGUGCAACGGAUUUAGUUUGCUUACGACUGCAUGAUAGUAACCUCCUAAAACCAGGAGCUAUGGUCAGAGUUAAUGCUAGCUGCAGGUGUGAAGAGACAAUCAGUGAUACAGUAAAACUUUACUGCAAAGAUGGUGACGAUAUUUGGAAUGCAUCACGGUUCAGGAUAAUAAUUACCACAUGUAGCAGUGCAGGAAUGUUUUAUCAAAUAGGAGUAAGGCUUGGGCAUUUCACACACGUAUUUGUGGAUGAAGCAGGACAGGCAAGUGAACCAGAAUGCUUGAUUCCACUUGGGUUGAUUUCAGAAGUUAAUGGACAGAUAGUGCUUGCUGGAGAUCCAAUGCAGUUAGGACCAGUAAUAAAAUCUACACUUGCAAUGGCUUAUGGAUUAAAUAUAUCCAUGCUGGAAAGACUAAUGUCACGAUCUCUGUAUCAGAGAAAUGAGGAUACUUUUGGUGUUUAUGGAUCGUACAAUCCUCUGUUGGUUACAAAGCUUUUGAAGAAUUACAGAUCACAUUCUACAUUGCUUGCGUUGCCAUCUAAACUGUUUUAUCAUAAAGAGCUGGAAGUUUGUGCAGACACUUCAGUAGUAACUUCUUUGUUGGGUUGGGAAAAAUUACCGAGGAAGGGGUUUCCACUAAUUUUUCAUGGCAUGAGGGGCAGUGAAACACGUGAAGGACACAACCCCUCUUGGUUUAAUCCUACAGAAGCAGUUCAAGUAAUGCGUUAUUGUUGCCUUCUUGCGAAACACAUUAACAAUGCAGUGUCGGUGACUGAUAUUGGGGUGAUUACACCAUAUCGUAAACAGGUAGAAAAAAUUAGGUUUCUUCUGCGAAAUGUUGAUUUGAUGGAUAUUAAAGUUGGUUCUGUAGAGGAGUUUCAAGGGCAGGAGUACUUGGUGAUCAUCAUAUCGACAGUACGAUCAAAUGAGGGCUCAUUUGAUGAUGAUAGAUACUACUUGGGAUUCCUCUCUAAUGCAAAACGAUUUAAUGUGGCAAUUACCAGACCAAAGGCUUUGCUUAUUCUGGUGGGAAAUCCUCAUGUUCUUGUAAAAGAUCCCUGUUUCAGUGCUCUUUUGGAAUACAGCCUAGCAAAUGGAGUUUAUGUAGGUUGCGAUUUGCCUUCUGAAUUGAAAUCUCUGCAACAGUAA
Emys orbicularis (European pond turtle) is the source of this 3612-nucleotide messenger RNA. RefSeq names its product Mov10 like RNA helicase 1 (gene MOV10L1). The record is from RefSeq and is a predicted model, not a curated record. Gene Ontology annotation, cellular component: P granule; cytosol. Gene Ontology annotation, biological process: regulatory ncRNA-mediated post-transcriptional gene silencing. NCBI's taxonomy places the organism in Eukaryota, Metazoa, Chordata, Testudines, Emydidae. Bases 46 to 3612 code for a protein of 1188 amino acids. Gene Ontology annotation, molecular function: helicase activity. The transcript is spliced from 26 exons.